AUGACUCAAGGUAUUCCUCCACGUCGUUCGGGAAGAAAUUCAAAUCGCGCCUUCUCCCAAUCGAGUUCUGAGUACCACGAAAGUGAGAUGGAUGAGGACGACCACCCACCAGUCUCGGCGGAGUCACCAGAGUCUCCUCCCCCUGCCACCUUCGUCAAAUCCCAGAGAGGCCGCAGGGUCAAGUUAACAACCUAUCGGGAGUCGAGCGAUGACGAGCUCAGCAAGAUAUUUCAAGAUAAUGAUAAUAUCGAACACGUCGAUUCUCAUGUCGAUGCGAUGGAUGGUGAUGAUGAAGAUGAUGAUCAACCACGUCGUCAAAAGCGCUCUUCCAGCAAACGCAGCUCCAUUAAUGAUGACAUUGCAAGUAAUCGCCGUGUCCUUCGCAAUAGGAACAAGAACCCCCCUCCACCUCCUACAACUUCAAGUGGACGCGUCACUCGUCAACCCAAGCGCUAUGAGCCCAACAAUAACCCUCCAAAGAGAUUAACGCGUGCUCAGAGUAAAGCCGCUGCAGAAAUGGAUGAUGGCUACGUCGACGAACCAUCAGAAGGCUCUGUCGACGCGGAUGGCUCCCUUGAUGAUGCGCCACGUACAUCCUCAGAUAACGACCUCGAUGCCGAAGGCGAGGUGGAUCUGGAUGGCGAGGGUGAACAUGAUCUUCAGGAGGUGGAGCCGGAUGGUCGGCCGUACUCUCUACGGCAACGUGCCAGAAUCAACUAUGCAAUCCCACCAGCGCUCGAGGAUAUGAAACAAGCCAAACCACGUCCCCCUGCUGGUCGAAGUGGUGCCAAUCGGAGGCGUGGUCCAGGAUGGAGUGCCUCUGGUGCUGAACUGAGCAGGUGGAUGGGCAUGGCCCCAGCUGAUGACUCUGACUCUGACUUCCCAACUCGAACACCCCGUAAACCUUUCGGAGGUGCCGGAGUUUUUGGUGCCGGCGGCCCUGUUUCAGCGGGUGGUGCUGGUUUACUGCCAGGCGACCUUGCUGCUGCUGCUGCUGGCACCCCUUCAAACUUGGGUAAAAUUGGUGAUGCAGCAUUGGCUGACGCCGACCCAUUGGGAGUAAACACAAAUGUCACCUUCGAUGAAGUGGGCGGCUUGGAUGAUCACAUCCAUUCUUUGAAGGAGAUGACGCUCCUUCCAUUAUUGUACCCAGAAGUUUUUCAGCGGUUCAAUCUAACGCCUCCUCGUGGAGUGCUAUUCCACGGUCCUCCUGGUACGGGAAAGACGCUUCUUGCCCGUGCUCUUGCCGCGAGCUGUCGAUCCAAUGGCAAGGGAGUCUCCUUUUUCAUGCGCAAGGGUGCCGACUGUCUGUCCAAAUGGGUCGGUGAGGCUGAGCGUCAACUUCGUCUUCUGUUCGAAGAAGCACGCAACUGCCAACCAAGUAUCAUUUUCUUUGAUGAAAUAGAUGGAUUGGCACCCGUUCGGUCAUCGAAGCAGGACCAGAUCCAUGCUUCGAUCGUUUCAACGCUUCUUGCCCUGAUGGACGGUAUGGACGGACGUGGCCAGGUGAUCGUCAUUGGUGCUACCAACCGUCCAGAUGCCAUUGACCCUGCACUGAGGAGACCUGGUCGAUUUGACCGGGAAUUCUACUUUCCUCUUCCCUCUCUCGAGGCUCGUGAACGAAUAUUGACGAUCAUGACCAAGGACUGGGAGGGCUGGAAGGAUGGUGAAGGUGCUGAGAAUAUCAAGGGACUUGCCAAGUUCACGAAGGGCUACGGUGGUGCUGAUCUUCGGGCCUUAUGCACAGAGGCAGCUUUGAAUGCUAUCCAACGGCGAUAUCCUCAGAUAUACCAGUCUAGUGACCGACUUCUCCUUAAGCCUGAGACCAUCGGCAUAACAUUCAGAGACUUCAUGAUCUCUAUCAAAAAGCUCGUCCCAUCAUCUGCACGCUCUUCGUCCUCGGCCGCUUCACCUCUCCCAAACCAGCUUGUUCCUUUGCUUUCCGACACCUUAGGCAAAGUGAAAGAUGCUAUCAACAGGGUUCUUCCUGUUGGCAAGAAGCGCACUGCUUUGGAAGAAGCCAUGUGGGAGGAUGAUAGUGAGGAAAAUGCUCUCGAAAGGGAACUAUUCAUGCAGUCCAUGGAGACCUUGCGGGUUUAUCGACCACGACUGGUGCUUCAUGGGCCAGUUGGUAUGGGACAGGGCUAUUUAGGAGCCGCCGCCCUCCAUCAUUUGGAGGGUUAUCAUGUUCAAACACUUGAUCUGGGGACGCUCAUAAGUGAUUCAACACGGACUGCGGAAGCUGCUGUGGUUCAACUAUUCGUCGAGGCUAAAAGACACCAGCCCUCGGUGAUCUACAUUCCUUCUCUCGAUGGGUGGUCAGCAGCGAUUUCCGAGAUUGCACGAUCCACAGUCCGAUCUAUGCUUGAUUCGCUUGCGCCUACUGACCCCGUCCUCGUACUUGCCAUUGUCGACGGUCCAUUUUCUUCACUACCCCGUGACGUCCGUUCAUGGUUCGGUAUGACCCGCGAGAAUCGCCUCCUGUUGCCGAGUCCGACCGAUGCCCAACGAGAAGCGUUCUUCUCCAGUAUCAUCGCUGACAUACGCCGACCGCCAAAUCAGUUCGCAGAUGGCAUGAAGCGGCGAAAACGAGUUCUUGAGGAGCUGCCAAUUGCGCCUCCGCUUGAGCCUCGUCAACCGACGGCUGCAGAGAUUGCUGCUCAGGAAGAUAAUGACCAACGUGUCAUCACGCUACUGAAGUACCGUCUUGGCCCUAUUUUGACGGAGCUCAAACGCAAGUUCAAGCGAUUUACGAAGAAAGCCAGGGAGGAGUACAACUUCGAUCCAAUUCCUGCGGUCAAUGAAGUGGAAAUUAUUGCUACCACUACCGUGACCGUACAAGCUGAGAACGAGGUCAUCGACGUUUGCGAGCAAGUCACCCAGGAGCAGCAGCAGCCAAACGGCAUCGUCAAUGGCAUCCACCCCGAUCCUCAACCAGUCGAACACCCAGAGCCACCUCAACCACAAGAACCACAGCUGUUCGACAUGGACCUCGAAAGGAUGCACGUUGACUUGUACAAGGGCAAGUACCUCACUCCGCAAGAUUUCCUAGACGACAUCAACAAGAUCGUUUUUAAUACCAUGGCACGUGCGCAUGAGGAUACUGGUGCUGACCGGCUGUACAAGGCACAGGCUAUGCUUACUGCAGCUGAGGUCAGCAUUCAAGACUUUGAUCCUCAGUUCAAGCUUGAGUGUCAACGGAUGGCUGAGCGGCAGCGGAAGAGAAGGGAGGAGCACAAGAAGGCAAAGGGGAAGGGAAAGGCCGGAGAGGACGCUCAGAACGGCGCAGCAGCGCCUCGCCGAAGUGCCCGCCAUAACGGCCAGCAACUGGAGAUCACCAUCACAGAUCCAUUGCAACUGGAGAGGCGACUGAAACGGGCACGUUCUGAUGAGCGGCACAGUGGUUCUCCUGAAUCAGGUGACGAUAAGGGAGAACCCAGCACUCCUCGAAACUCGAAACGUCAACGGACGGCAUCCGAUGAUGACCAUGACCCGAUGGACAUAAUCGGUGCAUCCCGCGCUCAGAAUAGAGGCUCGGCUGUGCGCUUCGCCAAUGACGUGCAGCCGCCUCCUGACAGUGAUGCGUUGCCCAUUUAUGGUGCACCUACUGUCGACGGCCCGUCAACUUCAAACGCGAUGGCUGUCGACUCUCCUGUCCCGCGGAAAUCGGCUGGCUUUGAUCCUAUGCUCUUGAACCCGAUAUCUCCUGACAACGGGUUCCCAGCAACCUCGAUAUCGCACAUGUCAAAUGGUGCUGGACCAUCGACGGUGCCCGGGCAAGACGGAUAUACUACUCCUAUUCCUUUGUUGUCCCCAGCGAUCGGAGUCAUGCCUUUAAAUCCCUCAAUCCCGCCUCCCCGCACACCCUCCCCACUAGCCAUCCAACCAUUAACCCCUGUUGCUGAAGUUAUCGAAGAACCCAUGGUGGUUGUGCCCCCAGCCGAAAUAGAAAGAACACCCACUCCUUUGCCAGACUUCCAUGUCGAUGAACACCUGCUUUCGACACUUCAGUACGACCUAUGUUCCAAAACCGCGCAGCUCUCUGUCGAGCUGCUCGAACAGCUUCGUGCAACAGUGCUUGGAUGCAUCUGGAGACACCGUACUGACUGGGAUCGUGACGAGCUCAUAAGAGAAGUGAAGGACGCUCUAAAAGAAUUUUUGGAUGACUUUGCUGCUGGGGGUGAUGAUCCUGACUCGCCUUGA
Messenger RNA from Suillus paluster, 4203 nucleotides. Its product is annotated as AAA-domain-containing protein. Gene Ontology annotation, biological process: positive regulation of transcription by RNA polymerase II. The coding region runs from base 1 to 4203 and encodes 1400 amino acids. Lineage: Eukaryota; Fungi; Basidiomycota; Agaricomycetes; Boletales; Suillaceae. The transcript has 10 exons. Gene Ontology annotation, cellular component: nucleus. Gene Ontology annotation, molecular function: histone binding; ATP binding; chromatin binding. The record is from RefSeq and is a predicted model, not a curated record.